AUGGAGGAGGCAGAAAAUCAACCUACAAAUCACAAUCUAGGGGACCAACAAGGUAAUGGUAAUACCACUACGGAUACCCAAUCUCACCAGCUAUCAUUCAGAGACAUGGUACGAGGCCCACAACAACCCCAUGGUGAGUCUCAAAUACCAUACCCAGAUGAGGAUGAUGAUGUAUCUGAUGAUGAUGUUGGACCAGAGGAUUACAUACAUGAUGAGCGGUGCCCGGUUAUACUGUUAUCAAAAGAGGAAAAGAGACGUAUGCGCCGCCCAUGGAAAAACUCCCUAAUCAUCAAGAUGUUUGAUGGCAAAUUAGGUUAUAUGGGACUUAUGAGGAGACUUAAAAAGAAAUGGAGCAUUAAGGGAGAGCUUUCCCUAACUGACAUAGGGUGCAGAUAUUUUAUUGCAAGGUUCACUAGUGAAGCAGAUUACAACUUUGUAAUCACGCAGGGCCCAUGGAUGUUAGACGACUGCUACCUAACAAUUCGUAAGUGGGUGCCGAACUUUGUUCCAGAUGAUGCUCCCCUAAAAAUACUUACUGCUUGGGUGAGAAUACCCAAUCUCUCGGUAGAGUACUUUGACAUCAACUUCCUCCAUAAAAUUGGUUCUAAGAUUGGAAAGUUGAAAGGGAAGGUAUGGAGAGUGCAAUAUGAGGGGAUUAAGAUGAUAUGCUUUAAAUGUGGGAUCAUGGGACAUAAUGAGGAAAACUGCCCAACCUUGCACAUUGAAAAUCAGGCUGCCAUGAAGAUAUUCACACCCGGUUGA
Spinacia oleracea (spinach) is the source of this 762-nucleotide messenger RNA. RefSeq lists its product as uncharacterized. The coding region runs from base 1 to 762 and encodes 253 amino acids. Gene Ontology annotation, molecular function: nucleic acid binding; zinc ion binding. Lineage: Eukaryota; Viridiplantae; Streptophyta; Magnoliopsida; Caryophyllales; Amaranthaceae. The record is from RefSeq and is a predicted model, not a curated record. The transcript has 2 exons.